AUGGAGAAUGUGUCAUUAUUACGGCAGAGAGGUGCGACCGUGAAAAAGGAAGAGAAACUUCUUUCUUCAAUAAAGAUAAACAACAACAAUAAUAACAUCAAUAACAACAACAAUAAUAACAUCAAUAACAACAACAAUAAUAACGACAUCAAUCAACACGGAUAUUUAGAAGAUCCAUGCAUCGUGAAUCAACACGGAUAUUUAGAAGAUCCAUGCAUCGUGAAUCAACACGGAUAUUUAGAAGAUCCAUGCAUCGUGAAUCAACACGGAUAUUUAGAAGAUCCAUGCAUCGUGAAUCAACACGGAUAUUUAGAAGAUCCAUGCAUCGUGAAUCAACACGGAUAUUUAGAAGAUCCGUGUGUUGUGGAUCGACACAGAUAUUGA
Molecule: messenger RNA, 384 nt
Organism: Helobdella robusta
Lineage: Eukaryota; Metazoa; Annelida; Clitellata; Rhynchobdellida; Glossiphoniidae
Exons: 3
Coding region: 1-384 (127 amino acids)
Source: RefSeq, a predicted model, not a curated record